AUGAAUUGGUCUGCUUUGGAGGCACUCCUCAGUGGGGUCAACAAAUACUCCACCGUGUUUGGCCGUGUCUGGCUCUCCAUGGUCUUUGUCUUCAGGGUGAUGGUGUUCGUGGUGGCAGCCCAGCGGGUGUGGGGCGAUGAAAACAAGGACUUUGUCUGCAACACGGCCCAGCCAGGCUGCAACAACGUGUGCUACGACCACAUCUUCCCCAUCUCGCACAUCCGCCUGUGGGCCCUGCAGCUCAUCUUUGUCACCUGUCCGUCGCUGAUGGUGGUCGGGCACGUCAAGUAUCGGGAGAAGAAGGACAUGCAGUACACCGCCUCACACAAGGGUGCCCAUCUCUAUGCCAACCCUGGGAAGAAACGUGGGGGGCUUUGGUGGACGUACCUGGUGAGUCUGAUUUUCAAGGCAGGCUUUGAUGCCGGCUUCCUCUAUAUCCUGUACCACGUCUAUGAAGGUUACGACAUGCCCCGCCUAUCCAAGUGCUCCCUAGCACCAUGCCCCAACACGGUGGACUGCUUCAUAUCCCGUCCCACCGAGAAGAAGAUCUUCACCCUGUUCAUGGUGGUCUCUUCUGUUUUCUGCAUCUUUAUGUGUAUCUGUGAGAUAGUUUACCUCAUCUGCAAACGCAUCCAGAAAGACAUUAGGAAGAAGGCUGAGGCUGACAGGAGGCUCUUUGCUGAGACUCAUGAGAUGGCUGUGCUGGCAGCGCCCAGGUCAAAGUUCAGGUCCAAAACGUCAGAGAGAGUGGAUCCUACAGUAUCUGUCCAGAACCUCAGUAACAUCAUGGUUGAGGAGGCAUCUGAGAAAAAAUAA
This is a messenger RNA of Xiphias gladius (swordfish), 816 nucleotides long. It is a transcript of the gene gjb9b, whose product is annotated as gap junction protein beta 9b. The record is from RefSeq and is a predicted model, not a curated record. NCBI's taxonomy places the organism in Eukaryota, Metazoa, Chordata, Actinopteri, Istiophoriformes, Xiphiidae. Gene Ontology annotation, cellular component: connexin complex. Bases 1 to 816 code for a protein of 271 amino acids. The transcript has 2 exons. Gene Ontology annotation, biological process: cell communication.